CUUUAGCAUUCAUUCAAGAAAUGGCGGGCAAGCUAGCACUACAAGAGGUUGCGCUCAUCUGGGGUGUCAAAGACGAGAUCAACAAACUCAAGGAGACAGUUUCCACAAUCAGUGCUGUGAUUUUGGAUGCAGAGGCGAAGCAACGCGACAGUGAAGAGAUCAAACUGUGGCUGAAAAGGCCUAAGGAUGCCAUGUGUGAUGCAGAUGACUUGCUGGAUGAAAUCUCCACUGAGGCCUUGCGACGGGAAGUGAUGGCCCGUGACAAGAAGGCCAAAGAGUAGGGAUGGUGCUGAAGCGAUAUGUCGAAUUCCAUUAAGCCACAGACAUGUUAGGAGUGGAAUGUAUACACGGUAAAGUCAGGAUAUCAUGUUGCAAGACAAAUUCUUAGAACAGAGAAUUGGUCCGAGUGCUCCACGGGCUCCAGUGGCAAUGAAGUGUGGACUAAGCUAUGGGGUUUAAAGGUUCCAAAUAAGAUCAAAGUCUUUGGAUGGAGGAGGGCAUGUCAAAAUAUUCUGCCAACACGGGUGAACCUGGCUCGUCUGAGAAUUAUUGUUGAUGACAAUUGUGAGUUAUGCAAGAUGGCUCUGGAAACAGGACUUCGUGUUCUGUGGGAAUGUAAAUGUCUUCUUCAUGGUCUUAGGUGGGGAUCCAUUAGCUGUGUUAAGUGGGGAGGCAAUGCUUUAGCCCACUCUAGCUCGUUUUGCUAGUAAUGUGUCUGAGAAUAUUGUUUGGAUGGAGGUUUCUCCUCCACCAGCUAUGGAUGCUUAGUAUCAUGAUUCCUUAUUAUCCUAUUGAACGAA
Molecule: messenger RNA, 800 nt
Organism: Quercus lobata
Lineage: Eukaryota; Viridiplantae; Streptophyta; Magnoliopsida; Fagales; Fagaceae
Product: disease resistance protein RGA2-like
Exons: 2
Coding region: 21-281 (86 amino acids)
Source: RefSeq, a predicted model, not a curated record